Messenger RNA from Gadus macrocephalus (Pacific cod), 1972 nucleotides. Its product is annotated as 15-hydroxyprostaglandin dehydrogenase [NAD(+)]-like. The transcript is spliced from 7 exons. Gene Ontology annotation, cellular component: cytoplasm. The record is from RefSeq and is a predicted model, not a curated record. The coding region runs from base 66 to 842 and encodes 258 amino acids. Gene Ontology annotation, molecular function: oxidoreductase activity, acting on the CH-OH group of donors, NAD or NADP as acceptor. Lineage: Eukaryota; Metazoa; Chordata; Actinopteri; Gadiformes; Gadidae.
AGCUUUCCGCGUUGCUUUUCUUCUGUAGCUGCCUGUAGGGAAGUGAAGAAGAGUGUGUAAUCCAAAUGGCGUUAGAGGGCAGAACGGCGGUGGUGACUGGUGCAGCGCAGGGGAUAGGAAGAAGUAUUUCUGAGAUUCUUCUUAAAAACGGUGCCAAGGUUGCACUGUUGGAUGUCGCUGAAGCUACUGGGACCACCUUGAAGAAGUCCCUGGAUGGGCAAUAUGGACCGGAGCGCACACUGUUCAUCCCCUGUGACGUUCAAUCCCAGCAGCAGUUUAAAGCUGCCCUGCAGAAAGCUGUAGAGACAUUUGGACAUGUUGAUAUUUUCUGCAACAACGCGGGCAUCGCCAAUGAAAAUGAUUGGGAGAAGGCAGUCUCCAUUAAUCUGAUGGGCGUUGUGAGAGGAUCUUACCUGGCUCUGGAACACAUGAACAAACUGAGCGGAGGUCAGGGAGGAGUGAUCAUCAACAUCGCGUCCCUAGCAGGACUUGGUCCAUUUCCAGGUGCACCCGUGUAUACAGCAACCAAACAUGGGGUGGUUGGAUUCACAAGAUCAAUGGCGGCAACCUCCAAGAUGUCAGGCUAUGGUGUACGUUUUAACAUGAUUUGCCCUACCUUCGUUCAAACGGACAUCAUCAAUUCCCUGACUUGCCCGGCAGCUCUUGGACAAUUCGCCCACCUUGCAGAUCCCACCAGAAAAUUAAUGGAACAGCAUGGAGUUUUGGAUGUGUCUCGGGUGAGCGAAGGCUUCCUCCAGCUGCUGUUGGAUGAAACCAAAGAUGGCGAAGCUCUCGUUGUGGUCAGUAAAGGAUCACAGUACUACACGUUUCCAUCAUUAUAAUGGCAUUUCAGAAAAUCAUAGACAUUUAUGAAAUCCUGAACCCCAUUGAAAGAUACGCCUUCUAGAUACCAUCGAUCUUUGUAAUCUUGUGCUCAAACUAUUUAAACUGUACUGAAGCCAAAUCAUGGUCUUAGAUUUGAGGACCAGCAUGCUGCUUUAAUGCUCUUGCAAUCUCUUUCUUUUAUAAGCCGUAUAUUUUACUUUUAAACAAUGUCACACGAGAGGGAGUGCUUCAGUAGAGAUAUUCAGUACAACAGCACAAGUGGGAUAUUGCAGUUGUAGCACGAGUGUGAUAUUACAGUUGUACAUGCACAAUGCAUUUGCUCACAGUAAUAAACAACAUAAAAAGAUUUAAAGAUUUAUCUGCCAACCCAAAAAGUUCAGAAACUGGACUGGGAAUGGGCUGUUGUUAAUAUUUUCCUGCACACAAGCUUGCUACUUUGUCUAGGUCAUACCCGCAUGCCAGCUAUUAUAUAUAAUCUACAUUUGUCUGUAUGGUUCCAUUUAUCUAUUGUGCCUAUUCGUGCCUAUUCAAAUCUAUUGUGAUCCAGCAUAAUCAAACGGUAUGAUUCUUCAUGUUAAUAACAGAAACACAUGUAAAGCAAAGUGAUACCAAGUAUAACCAGCUAAAGUCCUCGUGCUGUUAUACUUGUAUCAGUUCCCAUGGAAGGCCUCUCGUCCAAACAAAUGAAUUUUUCGGAACUAACUGUUGAAAUGAUUAAUUGCUAUUAAUAGCAUUUAACAUUAUCAGUGAUAGUCAUGAAUUGCAAAUUGAAAAGGCCUUAACUUCACCAUAUUUUAAUAAACUAUUUGAUUUCAAAGUAUAUUUGAGAUGUCCAAAUAAUGUGUCCAUCAAGUUACACGAUGGAUAGAUCAGUGUCCCUCAGGCUGGUGGUCGGCUGACCGAGCUGCUGGGCUAGAGUUCAUCAAUUGACAUCUGGGUGGACACUUUUAUUUCACAAGAUGAUACAAUUUAUAUCGGGGUCAUGAAAUAACUGAUUUGCAAAUGACCAACCCGUAUCUCGUUUAUCACCAGCAAUUGUAUCAAGUUUCUCUUGCAAUGUUUAUCCAAACACAUGUUUAUUGUUUUAUUGUCUUGCUUGCUUUGAAUAAACAUACCAGUAUCUCUC